Molecule: messenger RNA, 1679 nt
Organism: Saccoglossus kowalevskii
Lineage: Eukaryota; Metazoa; Hemichordata; Enteropneusta; Harrimaniidae
Gene: sox14/21
Product: Sox14/21-like protein
Biological process (GO): positive regulation of transcription by RNA polymerase II; cell differentiation
Cellular component (GO): nucleus
Molecular function (GO): RNA polymerase II cis-regulatory region sequence-specific DNA binding; DNA-binding transcription activator activity, RNA polymerase II-specific
Source: RefSeq, marked provisional
GUAAAACUUAGUGUUGUAUCGAAUCGCUUCAUUACGGAAACACGCUGAUGACGACGGUUAUUCGCUGUAUACCGGAAUAGUGUAUAUAUUCUAUGUACGGACUCUUGACAAGACUGUAUACCUACGGAAGUCAUCCUUGCUGACUUGACACGUGUGCUUGGACAAACUGUUCUGCGUCAUACAGUGAACAUUUUUUCACCCGAGGUGUCAUAAACACAGAUCUACAAGAUGGCCAAACCAGCAGAUCACGUCAAACGUCCGAUGAACGCGUUCAUGGUGUGGUCCCGUGGACAGCGACGUAAGAUGGCACAGGAGAACCCCAAAAUGCAUAACUCUGAGAUUAGUAAACGACUCGGCGGUGAGUGGAAGUUGCUGUCAGAGGCCGAGAAGCGACCAUUUAUUGACGAGGCCAAGCGACUCCGCGCUUUACACAUGAAAGAACACCCCGAUUACAAAUACAGACCAAGACGCAAACCGAAGUCGAUCAUGAAAAAGGAUAGGUAUGCGUUUCCUAUACCAUGUUUGCCGACGACAAACCAUCUUGCCGUCACGUCCACCGCCAGUGACAUGUUUCAUGCGGUGGAGAAAGCCCGAUCGUUCUUACCAACCUCGUCGCCGUAUUCUAUGUUAGAAAGCGUUGUUGCCAACAGUAAAUUGGACGCGGGCAAUUCACUAUCAGCGGCGAACCACCACCAACUUUACUCAUCGUUAUACCCAACGUUACCUGGAAGUGCUUUCGGAGCGGCGUCGAUACCAAAUCCCCACACGCAUACACAUACACAUACCGCGCCUGGUAUGCAUGGACAACAGUAUAUGGUGCCUUGCAAUUGUUGGCAACCAGCUCAGGACCCACUCCGACGCCCUGUUGCAUAUAUUUUGGUUAAACCCGAGGAACACUACGCGGCGACACACCCAAGUCACCCAACGCAUCCACCACCUCCACCGCCGACGGCACACAUGUAAAAUGUGCGUGUUAUUAAAACGAAAAACUUUCUCCAAAGACUUUAAAACAAUAUUUCUUUUCAACUUUUUGCUAUUUUGCCAUUCUGAUAUUUCUAUCGGCUGGGCAUUUUCGUCACUUCUAGCGUUUGUAUAUAUAGACGUGGGACAGACUCGUUGCGAGAUCCCCCAAAAAUGUUGUUUAUUGCAGAAAACCCGUCAACAAUUCGUUGGCUGAUGUUAGUUGUACAUUAAGGUAGCGUUGAAAUACUUCUAUAUAUCUUAAAGAUAAUGUUAUUGUUGAAUUGUGUAACCCUGCCCUUCACCGAGGAACUGAGACACCUUUUGUCCAAUAUGUUGGCAUAUUGUGUAUUUUUUGUUGCGUUUCAUUUGACCAGACAGGCUGAGGGGUAAAGUCGAUCGAUUUAAUAAGAUUUUUUUUCGCUGUGUUUAUAAUAACGCAACAUUGACUAUAAUGCUGCCUUGUGUUGAAACGACAAAUAUUGAAAUAAAUUCUAACAUUUAUGUGUUUCAAUAAUUAAUUGUAAAAUUAAGACUUAUUUUUGUUAAAAAAAAUAUAAUGUAAUUGACGUGAACUAGUGUUCAAAAACGAGAACUGUUUUUGUUUGUAUUUUAGUUCUAUUUAAGAAAAAAGGCUAUUAUUUCCGUUUUAUGUCAAAUGUUUAUGAUACUGUUCAGUUCUUGAACACAGUGAAGUAAAACUAAUGCAAAAUGAGACG